Molecule: messenger RNA, 4773 nt
Organism: Fopius arisanus
Lineage: Eukaryota; Metazoa; Arthropoda; Insecta; Hymenoptera; Braconidae
Exons: 17
Coding region: 1160-3724 (854 amino acids)
Cellular component (GO): plasma membrane
Source: RefSeq, a predicted model, not a curated record
UCACGUUUGUUUUGUUCGAUCGUCGAAUCGUGUUCUCAGGGAUACCAGAAAAUUCCAUUACUCCUGAAUUUUUUAUUGAUAUCGCGAAUACAUUCUCUCAUCUUGGUGAGAAACCGAGUGAUUUGUGUUGGCAAACAAUGCCAGAGUCUUGGGGAAAAUAACUAUUGAAGACUAAUGAUCACCGAUGAUGGAUUAUUUUUCACAACCGAGAUUUUCUUCUGGCUCUCAUGAAAUUCUGAUGAGCAUCUGCCGAGUGGAUUCACCCGGUAAUCCAUGAAAAUACGAGUCGUUGUUUUCCGUAAUCAAAUUGAUUUGCAUAUUCACGAGGGCGAGAUGCCGGUAAAAAUUGAAAAAAAUUAUUAUGCAAACCACAUUUUACUCGUGACGUUCAUCAUCCCGGCUCAUCCCGUUGAUUUGUAAUUUAUCGGCAAAACAGUGAAUGAAGAACAGUUUAUGCAUUAACUCGACAUAUUAUAGAUUUUCAGUCCUCAUGUUGAAGUGUUUCCGAGCAUUUCGGCAAUUUACCGCGGCUUUGGAACUAUUUACUCAUUAAUAAAUACGGAUUAUCAUGAACAAUAGGUAAUACCAAUAUUGCAAAAAUUUUAAAUAACCCCCAAAACGAUUGAAGGGGCACCUCCCCGAUAAACUCAAAAAUAAUGUGAUCACGGAAUCAUUGAGAAGGGAACAAACAACCGGUGUAACUCGUAUUUUCCACUUGCGGAGUAUUCCACGAACAAUGUGCGAUAAAAUGCAGGGCAUCAUGAAAGAGAAUUCUUCAAAAACGAUACGUAUGAGCGGACACAGGAUAAGGCAUUUGUGGUGAGCAUCUAGUCAUACUCCUUUUGUGGAGAUAAUUCCUGAAGAAAACCCCCCGAGUGGCUUCUCAUUUACGAUAGUGGAAUUCGGUGAAGUGGAAAAGCUGUCUCUGUGGCCAGAGGAAACCAAUGACGUUGAAGGAUAUUGGGUUCAUCAAGAGUUACCAGGAAGCUGGGUUGGGUACAUCUUCCCGGUGUCAUCGUGAUUAUUGACGUAUCGUGUUAAAUAUCAGAAGGGAAUUGAGCUGGGUAUAAGAAGCACUUGCUGUGCUGAAGCUUGUGCUGUGAAAAUGAUCCUGAGGUACACGAUAUAUUGAGAGGAAUAAUCCAAGGUUGCAUUGACAAUGGCGAUAGAAAUUCCGAGGAACAUGAUGAUAUUGUCGGCAUGGUUGGGAUUAUUCAUCGUAUCCCUGCCCUCUGUCUACCCCCAGAUGCCAUGGACUCCGAUAUUCAUUGGAAAAGACAGUCAAGUGGAUUUCUGGACCCAGAGCGAGACGGGGUGUACCUGCAGCUUUAAUUCAUCGAGCAAGGAUUGCGCUUGCUGUGUUUUAACGGGGGGCUGCAGUUGUGGGGCUGCAAUGCCGAAACGCUGUGGCCAGUGCGGCUUGGAGAAGUACUGCACAAACAUGUGCAAUAUAACGCUAGACAGUAAGGAACUGCUGAGCAAAUCGAACAGAAGCUUUGGACAGAUAAAAUCCCCAUCGACAGGGGGACCCACUGAGUGCACCUAUAAAUUCAUCCCAGAUACGGGACAACGAGUCGAACUGCAGAUUUAUCGACUAGUCUCAAUCGGACGACAUAUUAACGAAAAGUGUGAGGGUGGAUGGCUGCAAUUGGAGGGUGGUGCACGUGUUUGCGGAUCUAAUGCACGUUUUGAUCCCCCGAUUGUACUUUUCUCAGACAAGCUUCAACCAACACUGCGAAUGCUGAUCAGUGAAAAUACAACGAGAUCACAAUUUUUGGCGUAUUACAGUUUUGCAUCGAAGACCAGUACUUCGGUUGGAUGGCCAGCAAAGGGUGGAAAAAGCGUUGACCAAACAGAAUGCGACUGGGUAUAUGAGGACUGCACAAAUCGAGAAUGUAUCCUGGCAAGUCCUGCUUAUCCAGGUCUCUACCCCCCGGACACAAGAUGUCAUUAUCUCAUUAAAUCUAAUGGCACUGUAUCGAUCACAAUUAUGUUCAGCUCUGUUCUCCUAUCCUUCAACCACUGCACGAAAGAUUUCAUCGCUGUUUACGCAGGACCAACUACAUCAAGUACACUUCUUAAAACUCUAUGCAGCAAUGAAAAAACUACAGUUGUCCAUACAGGACCAGAGUUACUCGUCGAGUUCAAAUCAGGACCGGAAGUUCCACCAUUCAAUUACAACGGGUUCAAGGCUCAAGUAAUAGUCACAGAAUUGACAACGCUCCCACCCACCACCACAUCAACAACAACUGAAAAUUCCAUCGAGAUUAUCAGAUCGGCCAACAAUCCGAUGAGCAAUAGCAUCCGCUCGUCUGAUCGUGAUUCCAAUGAUUUACGAAAGGACCAGGACAGCAUGUCCUGCGACACCGACGUAUACGGUGACAAGUACAGAACGGGUCACUACGAUACACGUAAAAAAAUUAAAACAACAAACUGUCAUUUGAUUCUACGUGGCCGACUCUCGGACACCGUUCACGUACUCCUGUCAAGUUACAAUCUCAGUACAUCAGGCUGCAAGUCAACGAUUGAAAUUUGGGAUGGAGUUCUACAGCCUGGCAUGACCCAGGGGAAUGACAAACCCCUCAAGACAAUAUGCAGCCCCGCGUACAAGAUAUCACACGAUAACGAAGACGAGAGGUACACAGAGACAGAGCAUUACUCGUCCACAGGCAGGGAUAUGACGGUUGUUUUGCGACGAGCAUCAAACAAACCACCCGAUGAAGAAUUCAUGGAUGUCGCUUACUAUUUUCACGACGAGAGGGAAGGGGGCACUCUACGGCCCUCGAGUGCCUGUGACGUGGAGUACUACGGUCUGAGCUCACCAAAGGAAGGCUGGGUGGUGCACCCUAUUUCCAGGCUGUUCACCCUGCAAGGCUCCGUCAAGUGCAAACACCACUUCAUUCCAGCCGCUAACCAAUCGGCGAUUCUCACGGUGGAGAAUGACAAUGUCAAACGUCCCACCACCAAUCAGUGUAUUACUCUCUGUGGAGACAGUGGAUGCAGGUGCAUGAGUGACAGCCCACUGGAUUCUAUUGAUUAUCUCCAGGUUGGCUCGGAGCCUGGACACAUCAUUAUGUGCCUCUGUGGGGAUUAUCAGAACUGGCUACCCCUGAAAAUCCGAAGUUGGACACCCCUCUAUAUCGAGUGGUCUCGCUCAUCAAGAUCAGGCUUGGGUUUCAAAGCCAACUACAAAUUUGCUGAGAGCGCUUACUGCGGCGAUCAUUCGACGAGAAAACCCGAGGGUAUGAUACGCGCUGAGGAUCUCAGUGUACCCAGUAUCUCCAGUCUCAAUCAGUACUAUCAACAAAAGUGCAUGUGGAUAUUGGACUCAUCAAUCGACAGACAACUCAUCAUCGAGGUUGAAUCAUUCCAGGACAGACCCUGUACAGCCUGGAACCUGACAAUACAUGAGUACAAGAAAACUGGCGAUCCGGUUGGCCAGAGGCUGCAUACAUUCUGCUCACGGGAUAGGCAUAAAAAUUUUACACUUCCACGGAAAAUGAACACCGCGGUCGUCAGAUUGCAAGCUCUCGGCAGAACGGCGCCUCAGUACGUGAUGAAAUGGCGAAGUGACACAGUUAUGGCGAAUACACAAAAAAGUGGCCCCUCGCCAGCACCAAAUUACGUAUCCGGCACGUCAGUUGCGGUACUCGUUAAUCAUCACUCUUUUCCUAUGGCUCUGUCAACUCUGGUGGUAUUUUUAUUCUGUUAUGGCAAUUUCUGAAUGUGUGAGAGUCUAGUGUACAUAGGGCAACUCCUCGGGCGUGAAAAACAAUUCCAUUGAUCAAUGGACAAGUAGCCAAGUCAUGAAAUGAGAUGAAUCUGGUAACAUUCCUGUUUUUUCAUGUUUUUCAGCCAUUAAUCUGAGGAUCUAUCAAUUUUAGAGAAAAAUAUCAAAAGGCUUUUUUCAUCGGAAACUCAAUCACCUGCAAAAAAGCUCUUUACGGUUUUCACCUCAAAUCGAUGGUUUUUUGGAUAAAUCGAUAAUUUGGAAUUUGAAAGGAUGAACAAUCGAUUUUUCUCAAUUCGUCAUUUUGCUACUGAUUUUAUCGAAUCAAUUUCUGUAAAUAGUAUAAAUAAGAUGGUAGGGACGGUUUGAUUAAUAGUGCUGGCAUUGAUUUUCUGUAAAUAAAUUGUAGAUUAAUAGAAUUUGUACAGAAUACAAUGAAUUUGAAGUAAUGGGCAACGUAGGGUAAUGGGGAAAUUAAUAUUCGAGAAUUCUAGAGAAACGGAAAGACGAAUUUUGGCGAACGAGCUUGUGUCCUCGGGCACAAUUUCCUUGGGAGGGACAUCAGUUAUGUCGAUGCAAUCCAAAUGAAAUGAGAGUUUGCCAAAAUUUUAGUAACGUACACAAUUCAGGAAGACGCCAGACCAGUUAUCUACUUUUGUCUAUUGCUCGUUAGCGAUCAUGACGCAACUCCCAUUAGAAGCAAUUUGAAUAAAAAAAAUGAGACUCCAUCUGAUGUCCCUCUCACCUGUUAUGCAUCCCUCAGUGAUCGAUUAGUUUUUCUGGUAGUCGACCAUCGAGGGAAAUUAAUUGAAGGAAAAUUACGUGCGUAUGAAAAAAUUCAAUGAAUGACUUGCGUUCUCUCUAAAAAUUUCUGAUGGAUUUCCGAUAAAUCUCUGAUAAUAUUCUACAGAGUUGGAAGAGGGAUUGACUGGAAUUUCUGGGGCGAGUGCUGGAAUUUAAUUGAUUCAUUUCAUAUACACGAGAAUAUGGAAUAGGUUCACUAUUACAUGUAUGUAUUAAUACUCAAACCCAAAACUCCAAAA